AUGCGAGUGAUAGAUGGAACAUAUAAUGAUUUCGUGCGCUGCUCUAUCAAGUACCUGCUCAAUAAGGGGAAUACUUGUUCAGCUGCAGUAAUCAUGAAAGAGGAAGAUCAAAGUGAAGAGUACGAAAGUAUGCAUGCCUUAGAGCGGUAUCUAGAAGAUCUUAUUUCGGCCUUGACAGGUGCAUCUUCGCACAAAGAUAACUUGCCUGUUGUGGAAGAGGAAUUGUACGAACAGAUGACGUUAUUGUCUCAUUUGAGCAGAAAAACAGUCAUCAGCACGCAAGAGAGGUUGAUCUUAUCAAAUAUCAAUAGGCUUUCCAACUGCAUUUUGUUUUUACUUACUGAAAGUAGGGCCUUGAAGAGAGCAGUUGAGACCAUCAUAGAGGAAACUAAGUCGGAUGAAGCGAUGGAACCGUCAACUGGGAUUCAGCCUCAGCUAGUCUUUGACAUGCUGACCCCGAGUAUGGCUGCAAAUAGUGACGGGACAUACAUAUCGCAAAGAGGGAGAAGGCUCCCAGCUAGCUCCGUUAAAAUCCUCAAGGAAUGGUACCAAUGUAACAUUGACAAGCCCUAUCUUUCUAAUGAGAUUGUACAUCACUUGAUGGAGAAGACGGGGUUUUCUUACUCCCAAGUUCGCAAUUGGUAG
Kuraishia capsulata CBS 1993 is the source of this 645-nucleotide messenger RNA. RefSeq lists its product as uncharacterized. The transcript is spliced from 4 exons. Bases 1 to 645 code for a protein of 214 amino acids. NCBI's taxonomy places the organism in Eukaryota, Fungi, Ascomycota, Pichiomycetes, Pichiales, Pichiaceae. Gene Ontology annotation, molecular function: DNA binding. The record is from RefSeq and is a predicted model, not a curated record.